Messenger RNA from Cuscuta campestris, 4263 nucleotides. The record is from the annotation of a GenBank genome assembly. Lineage: Eukaryota; Viridiplantae; Streptophyta; Magnoliopsida; Solanales; Convolvulaceae.
GGAAGGCAUCAACCUCUGCAGAGCAUCGAUCUGUUCUCCUCGUCUCAACGGUUUUCUUGUCGUAGGUUUCAGUUCUUCGUAUUUUCUGGGCUUUCUCCUUUGAUUUUUGGAGAAGCAUCGAUUCUUCAUAAAAGCGUAUUGAACACUCUCAGUAAAUUCUUACAGUUUGCGUUCGUUUUCCCCAUUGUUGCUUGCCGAUUAAUCCAGGGUUCAAUUCAAUUCACUGCCUAUCUUCCCUUUUUUUUCGGGAGUUUGCUGCUGCUAAGAAUUUGAGAUUUGUAGGGUUUGGAUCAAGAUUCGAGCGAAUUCGAUCGUUUAAUUGUCCUUCUGGGAUUUUCGUGGCCUGACGCGAGAAAUUUAUUUUGUUCCGGCGGAGAGUUUUAGGGUUCCGGUUUGGGUUCAUAUCCAAGAGUUGAGAAUUUGUGCGAUUAUAUUCUUCAUAGAAUAGAAUGAGGACAUGGUUGUGAAACGGAUAUUCGGGAUGCCAAAGUUGAAACGGUGCAAUUUGGCUGAGAACGACGAGACGUUCUCGCCUAAAAGAGUGAGAACCAAUGAGCUUGUUUCGGUCAAAAUCACGGAGUUAGAGGAUUGGAACACCUGUUUUGUUGGUUCAGGGCGCAGAGGGGCUUCUAGCUAUGAUGGUGAAGCGAAAUCAAAUGUGAUGAUUUCCAGUGCAAUUCAACCUUUUCCAGGUAAGAAUAAAGGUUCAGAGGAGACAAAGGCUCCACUCCUAAAGUCCUCCCGUGGCCGUUUUCAGAUGCUUCCUUCUAAAUUCAACGACUCAGUUUUGCAUUCGUGGAGGAAAGAUCGAUCCAGUGUUGACGAUAAGGAACUCUGUUCUGACAAUGAUAACCCUACAUGUAAUAUGGAGAAAAACGUAGCUAAUAACUUUAGAUUUGGGCACUUGCAUGAUAUAAAGUUGAUCGAUAGUCACAUGAGAGCUGAGGUAGGUGGGGUUGGUUAUAUGGGGCACACGGGUUGUGAUAACAUAUUGUAUUCAAGUUCAAAAAGCUCAUUGACAUGUGUAAGUGGAUGUGGUGUUUCAUCAUUUGCUGAGUCUCAACCUAAGGUGAAGACUUGGUCUGCAAGAUCUGAGAAAUACACAAAGAGGAAUGUUGAAAAGAAAGAUUACUAUGGGCUAGGGGACUUUCUUUUGGGCGAUAUAGUCUGGGCAAAAUGUGGAAAGAAGUUCCCUGCCUGGCCAGCUCUUGUCAUUGAUCCACUAUGUGAUGCACCAAAAUCUGUUCUCAAGGCUUGUGUUCCAAAUGCUAUUUGUGUGAUGUUUUAUGGGUACGCCAGAAAUCACCAAAGGGACUAUGGAUGGAUCAAAGCCGGAAUGAUAUUUCCCUUUCAAGAGUGCCUGGAGAAAUUUCAGGGACAGACUAACUUGUUUGGAAGCAAGCCAGCUGAUUUCCGCAAAGCAAUAGAAGAGGCAGUUUUGGCUUGCCAGGGCUGUAUGAAUGGAGAGUCUGCCAAUGCACAAGAGACACCAUUACUUCCAAACCAAGCAGAGAUUGCAGAGGACACAGGAUCCAAUCAGGAGCUAGAAUGCUGCUCAUACCCCCAGGAUGCAUACUCUAAGAGGAAAAGAACUCGAUUUUGUGACAGCUGCGGUUUAAAUCUGCCAUGCAGAACAAUGAAUAAAGUGAAAGACAGGGACACUCAAACCCAUUUUAUUUGUACACACUGUACCAAGCUGAGGAGAUCAAAGCAGUACUGUGGAAUCUGCAAGAAAAUUUGGCAUCAUUCUGAUGGUGGGAACUGGGUAUGUUGUGAUGGUUGCAAUAUUUGGAUGCAUGCUGAGUGCACCAGUAUAUCCCACAACGUUUUUGAGGACCUGUUCAGCACUGAUUAUUUCUGCCCCGAAUGCAAAAUUAAAGCUUGUCAUACUUCUGUCGGUGUAGAAAAAAGGCAACAAAAACCCAGCCUAUCAAGCAGGCCUAUGGAGAACAUCAACCAAACAGAGAUGCCUGGAAAGGUUGAAGUUGUCUGCUUGGGCAUGGAAGGAAUUUAUCACCCAAAUCUUCAUUUAGUUCAGUGCAAGUGUGGUUCAUGUGGUACAAGGAAACAAACACUUAAUGAAUGGGAACGACAUGCGGGAUCCAGAGCAAAGAAAUGGAAGUACAGUGUUAAAGUGAAGGGCUCGAUGAUAACUCUUGAUAAAUGGUAUAAUCCUGUUAUUGCAAAGUGGACUUCAGAGCGUUGUGCUAUUUGUAGAUGGGUCGAAGAUUGGGAUUAUAACAAGAUAAUUAUAUGCAACAGAUGUCAAAUAGCUGUCCAUCAGGAAUGCUAUGGAGCCACUGAAGUUCAAGAUUUUGCUUCAUGGGUCUGCCGAGUGUGUGAAACUCCUGAAAUUGAAAGGGAAUGUUGUCUCUGUCCUAUAAAAGGAGGUGCACUUAAGCCUACAGAUAUUGACAACUUAUGGGUUCAUGUUUCAUGUGCGUGGUUUCGACCUGAGGUUGCUUUCUUAAAUGUGAAGAAAAUGGAGCCUGCCAGUGGUAUUCUUAGGAUUCCUCCAGAUUCCUUUGCUAAGACAUGCACAAUAUGUGAACAAGUUCAUGGUUCCUGUACGCAAUGCUGCAAGUGCGCCACUUCUUUCCAUGCAAUGUGCGCUCUAAGAGCUGGAUACCAUGUGGAACUGAAGUGCUUUGAAGAGAAUGGAAUGCAGCUAUCAAAAUGGGUAUCAUAUUGUGCCUUGCAUAGAACCCCAAAUGCAGACAAUGUUGUAGUAAUGAGGACCCCCUUAGGGGUAUUCUCUACUGGAAAUGUGCUGCAGAGACAGAGUGGAGAACGUUGUAUGAGGGUUUCAAGGCUCAUUUCAUCUACACGUCAUGACCUCCCAGAUACAUCAGAUCCCGAGAACACUGAACUCGAACCUUUUUCUGCUGCUAGGUGUCGCAUCUUCAAAAGGUCUUGGAAGAAGAGUCACAACAAACAAGUGGGAGUAUUUCAUCGACUAAUGGGCUCAAGGCAUCAUCCAUUGGAAGAGAUAGAUUUUUUGACUGCACACACCAAAGUAUCAGAGGUUAAGGGGUUUUCAACAUUCAUAGAGCGCCUCAGUCAUCUACAGAAAUCUGAAAACCUCCGGGUUUGUUUUGGUAAAUCCGGAAUACAUGGAUGGGGUGUUUUUGCUAGAAGAAACAUCCAAGAAGGAGAUAUGGUCUUUGAAUAUCGUGGAGAGAAGGUGAGGCGCAGUGUUGUUGAUCUGAGGGAGGCGAGGUACCAACGCGAAGGCAAAGAUUGUUAUCUAUUCAAAAUCAGCGAUGAAGUAGUCAUUGAUGCCACUAAUAAGGGAAACAUUGCACGCCUUAUCAAUCAUUCGUGCAUGCCCAACUGCUAUGCAAGGAUUAUUAGUGUCAGCAAAGAUGAUAGCCGAAUUGUUCUUAUAGCCAAGACUAAUGUUUCAGCUGGGGAUGAGUUAACGUACGAUUACUUGUUUGAUCCCGACGAGCAUGAUGAGAAAAGAGUACCCUGCCUAUGUAAAGCUCCUAACUGCAGGAAAUUUAUGAACUAGGUCAUUCACACACAAAAAAAGUGUACAGGAUUCUUUCGAGGGCACAUUUGUUUGGUACCUCCCUCAUUCUUUACAUAGUAGGUCCAAAUUUUGAUAAACCCAUUGACGGGCACGAACAUCUGUAUAUCGCAAAUGUUGCCAAUCUCAAUCAGAUUGGAUUUGUCAUAUGUUAUAUCCCCUAGUACUACACCUGAUCCUCAAAUCCUUAAACAAAUCAGUGGAAUCAUGUCUAAGUGUUACGAUCCUUUCUGGAAUGAAUUCUCCAACCCCAAACCAUAUUACUUAACCCUGACAACCUUGAGCCUAUCUCCAUCCUAAAAAGAGCCGUAUACCCUGCCCAGACUACCCCACUCCCUACUUGAAUCACUCCAUCAAAAUAACACGUUUUGUGCCAAAAGAAAAAAACCAUAAGUCAAUUUCCUUUUCAUUUCCCUAAGCUAGGGCCGAAACACACCAAGCCAAACAACCAUAUUUCAUCACCCAACAUCCCACAAACAUUGUCCCCCCCUUGUCCCCUAGUACAACCGAAAUAACAAGCACAACAAGCCAAGGGAUAUUUUUGAUUACUUUGACCUUUAAACCACCAUAAAAGCCACCCUAUAAAAGCCAUAUUUCUCACACCCCACUGUCCCCCACUAUGGCAGAAUGAAUCACUCCCCAACCACCAAAUAUUCACCUCACUAGCCAAGCCAAAAUACCCAACACAUCACCCAUCCAUUUUGCCCUCUAAUAUGGCCGAAAAUCCCCUU